Molecule: messenger RNA, 856 nt
Organism: Brassica oleracea var. oleracea
Lineage: Eukaryota; Viridiplantae; Streptophyta; Magnoliopsida; Brassicales; Brassicaceae
Product: universal stress protein A-like protein
Exons: 5
Coding region: 68-583 (171 amino acids)
Source: RefSeq, a predicted model, not a curated record
ACGUGGACGCCAUCAUUGAAUCACAAAACUGAAACUGCGUCUAGAGAGAGAAUUUGAAGAAGUACUCAUGGAUGUCUCGGGAAGCUUGACUUGCAUCGUCGUGGCUGUAGAUGGAAGCGAGGUGAGCAUGGAAGCUCUAAAGUGGGCUCUGGACAACCUCAAGCUCUCACCGUCUUCUCCCGAUUCAUCGUUCGUCGUCCUCCAUGUCCAGCCUUCGCCUUCUAUCACCGCAGGCGUUAGCCCCGGCACCAUCCCUUUCGGUGGUCCCAGUGGUGUGGAGGUUCCUGCGUUCGCCGCUGCGAUCGAGCAGCACCAGAAGAGGAUCACCGAUGCGAUACUCGAACACGCUCGUCAAAUCUAUGCUGAUAGAUCGGUGAAUGUGAAAACGCAAGUGGUUGUUGGAGAUCCCAAGGAUAAGAUCUGCGAGACUGUUGAGAAUUUGAACGCUGAUUUGCUUGUCUUGGGUUCUCGUGCUUAUGGCCCCAUUAAGAGGAUGUUUCUGGGAAGUGUAAGCAGCUACUGCACCAACCACGCUCACUGUCCUGUUGUGAUAAUUAAACCCAAGGAGGAUUCUCCUGAAUAAUCAGGAGAUAUGUGUGCUUAUGCAAAAGGGAUAUCAAACCCAUCUUUGUAAGUUUGUGGAGCUAUGGAAGCAAAGCAAAGAAUCCAGGUGCUUUUACAUGUUAAUGCAUUGGUGUGAAAGUGUAAAAUUAAUAAGAGCUACUGAAACAUUGGUUGGAUCAUCAGUCUCAGGCUCAGAAUAUGUGUUGUAUUCAUAAUUUUUUUUUUUUGGUAAAAGUGUUGUUGUAUUCAUAUUCAUCGUUUCUAUAUAUUAAUAUAUGGUGAAGUUAAAUGA